Molecule: messenger RNA, 1231 nt
Organism: Diabrotica virgifera virgifera (western corn rootworm)
Lineage: Eukaryota; Metazoa; Arthropoda; Insecta; Coleoptera; Chrysomelidae
Exons: 3
Coding region: 295-1203 (302 amino acids)
Biological process (GO): G protein-coupled receptor signaling pathway
Cellular component (GO): membrane
Molecular function (GO): G protein-coupled receptor activity
Source: RefSeq, a predicted model, not a curated record
UUGGACGUAAUUCACUUGCGUUAAAGACUUCUGGAAGUUUAUGUCAUGUCCCGUUUUAGUUCAUUACACUGAAGUGUCACAAUUUUCUGAGGAAUAAGAACAAUAUGUGCUUAAAGGUGGAAAUUACAUAAACAAAUUAAGAACCAGGAAGUGAUUACUGGAUUAAGGAUUGUUGGAAACCAAAGUUCAAGCAUUUAAUUUUUCUGUACCGAAGACCUGAUGACGCUUUGUAAAUUAUAAAGAGCGAAACUAGCCGUCUGGGGUAAAUCAAAGUGAUUGUGAGUACGUGUCAACAUGGACUGGGAACUCGAACGACACAACUCAACGAACGACACAUUCGACCCCAACGCCAUCUACAUAGCCCAGUUCCCUUUGAUCACACGCAUCCUGGGAGUCAUAGUAGGCGUGCUAUCCACCACAUCUAACGUACUUACCAUCCUCACAGUAUCCAAAUACGCCACCUUGCACAACAGAACUUACUGGUACAUAGUGAAUUGGUGCCUGUGUAACGUGUUCAUCACUGCGUCAUUGCCGUACAUGUACAACUCUUUUGGUAUCAUCAAUGUUAUGAACGAGAGCAUUCUUUGUAUUUGGGAUGAAAACGCCUUCAACUUCUUAACUGGGAACCAAAUUUUUGUUGCUAUUAUCGUUAUUGAUUGGUAUAUAACGACUUUCGCCAAUCAACGGAAAUGUGCUAUAAGAUGUAGAAAAGCUUUUAAGACAUUUAUUGUUUUAGUUUGGUUGUUCUUAUUAAGUCUUAUUUUGGUGACAACGUCUUUGUGCGUCAGUAGUUUAAGCUUUCCUGUUCCCAUUAUCUGUUAUGCAUGCACCUACGUCGGUAUCUUCGUUCUCAUAAUAAUAAUAUUUAUACUAAGAUGCGUCAAAUUAAAAAACUCUAGUGUUAUCUACGAAAAAAGCAAGCUAGAAUUCAGGUUAGCUUUCUCUUAUUUUUUAUGUUGGUUAUUCAACACUCUAUUCUUGCUAAACAUAAAUUAUUUCUACGAACAUUUUUCGUCUUCUACCAAUCAUAUCAUAUUACAAAUGUCUAUGAUGGUAGGCUUCUGUCACGCGGUGGUGUUAUUUGUUAUAUUGUACAUAUUGGAUAAAAAUUUUAGGUUAUGUUUAAGGACUCUGUUUCAUUUACCUGUAAGUGAUAUUGAUCAUGAAAGAAGAGUUAAACAAGAUUUACUGGAGUUUCUGUGAAAUAUAACAACUUUGUGUUUUAUUUUAA